AUGGAGCCUACUACUACUUUUCUGAGAGAUGCUGAGAGCGUAGCACUCCACGCAAAGGCUAAAGAUCUCUUCGCUCGUGGAGAUCACAUCAAGGCUUUGGAGAUAAUCCAAGAUAUGAUUCAGGUCCACAAGGAAGACAUGAACAUAUGUAUAGAGUCAGUGAUGUAUUACAAGAAAUGUGUGAAGAUAGGAAAACGUGGUUUAUCUGUUACUAACGCAAAUGAAGACUCGGCUUCUUUUGUUGCUCAAUUGAGUUUGCAACAGAAAUUACAUCAGAAGAAAACGAAGAAAGACCUGGAGAAUAUCAUCAAAGAUGCUGAGUUCAAGAUCUCUGUUUCCAAGACUAGAGGACUGAAGGGUUUAUUGGAAGAAGAAAGUGAGUCAGAAGAUUUGGUGUCAAAGAAUAGUCCAGAGCCGCUUAAGAACAAGUAUAAGAGAUUGAGGUCGUUUUGGUUAGGUUUGGAUGUUAAGGUCAAAAGGGAUUUUAUGAAAGUAAACAUUGAAAAGCUUACAAGUUUUGUGGAGGGAGUACAUGGGCAAAAAGGACGAGAUGCUUUAAAGAAAAUUCUUGAUUCAGCGAGGGAAGACAGAAAAUGGAUAUUCUGGAUGUGCCGAACUAAAUGUUCGAAGAAGUUUUAUAGUGCUGAAGAAUGUAAGAAACAUCUUGAACAAGAACAUGCUGCAGAUUUUAAACCUUCAAAGGAAAUGGAUAUGGUCAAGAGGAUAGGCAAAGACUGGGUGCGUAAGAUAUCAGUUGGAAGUUGGGAACCAGUGGAUACAGUAGCUGCAGUUGAAAUGAUCAAAAAUCGGCUCGCAGAUGUGAAAGCGUUUUCAUAUAAUAUUGGAUGGUCCAAUGAAUGGCCUUUAGCUGUGGAUGAAGAGCGGACUAAGUUACUCAAGGAAAUCAAAUUUUUUCUCGUGAUGUUUUGUGACCUUAAAAUUCCCCCUUGUAGUGUUCGAGACAGUGUGAUGCAAUGUCCUUUGAAGUGUCUUGCAAAACUUGAAGUUUCCAAACAGAGUCUUGUCGAUUCUCACCUAGUGGAAACACCUCAGAGUAUAUGUUUUCUGGACUGUCAUGAACUCAGUCAAAUUCUGAACUUUCUAAAACGCAUCAAAUGUGAAAGGGAGGAUGGUAUAGAUCUAGUUUCCAGAGCAGUGGACAGUAUCUUGGGUUCUACUCGAGUAACAGAAAAGAUCGACUUUGACCCUCAGUUUUCAUUUCUGCUUCUGGAUAAAAGACUUCUGAAAAGCAAUAAUGCUCCAUUCGAUGAUGAAGGGACAAUCAAUCUUUUUGAUCCCAGUGUUCACUACGCCAAGGCACAUGCUCAGGGAGAUGAUAUCAUAUCAUGUUUAACUGACUACAAUCCACUAGAUUUGACUUUUCCCAAACCUAUCUGGGAACAUAAUCUUGAUAUCUGGGUGGCUGUUCUAAGAGCUGUUCAGUUCACAUGUAGGACUCUGGCAACCAAAUAUGCAAAGAAAAUGCAGGUCUUCCAUUAAUAUGUAGCUCUUACUGUCAUCGAAGACUUGUGUAUGAGUGAGGAUGAAAGGAGAAGGAAUAUUCAGGAAGAUCAGUGGAACAGCUAUGCAUCUCUUCUAUGCGAUAGACGCGAAGAGAGAGCACCUGGAAAUUCCCUCACUGCAAAAUUAUUUGUGUGUGCAGUACGAGAUGUUCUCGAAGGCGCAUUGGAUCUGACAUUUGAUUUCCCCGAUUUUGAAGAAUGCUUGAAUCUUAUACGUGAGCAUAAAAGUCUCAGAGAUGAUGUAGUGUUGAAUUCCAUAGGCUCUCUGAAAGCAGUGGCCAAUACCAAGGUUAUGCUAAUCAAUUCAAAGAUAUUGCUGGUUGAUAAUUCAAGGAUUAGUUUGCUGGAAAACCUCACCAGGCUUUCAGUUUUUGACAACCGCACUUAUAUCCUUGAACUGCUGAAAAAUUUCUUGCUGUAUGAAAUUACGAUAAUGGAAUCCAAAGCCAAGUUAGAUGCAGCAGAUGCAGCACAAGCAGAUCUUUUACUCGAGGAAGAUAAGAAGUCACAGUCAAAGAAGAAGACAAAUAAAAGCAAAAAGAGAACUUCAACGAACAUAUCGAGUCCUCUCUAUAAGACUGGUGAACAUAAACCUUCUGUCAACCUUGAACCGGAUAGCACGUCUCCGCCAUUGCAAACGGUGGUAGAAGAUUCUGUGGAACCAGAUUAUAUCCUUGCAAGUAAUAGGCGUCAAUCGGAAAUUUCAUCCCACACUAUUAAUCAAGAGGAUGUUAUGCAAAAUAUACUUCGAGAAGAUUCACAGUCGGAACAUAUAGAGUCAGCUCUUGGAGAAGCUGCAAGCAGAUACAAUUCAGCUCUUGACAUGACACUGAAGGCACUCUUGAACAUUAAAAUGCCCAAAGAAGAUUUGAUGCACAACAAGCAACCAUUUCAAGACCACCUGGAAGAACACGCUCCUCCUGCACUACAACAUUUCUUUACUGCUUUUGUGUCAGGCGAGAUAAAUAAUGAGGGAGUCUACAGUUGCCUCUUGAGUGACUUACUUGCUUCCCUAGAAGAAGUUAUUUCCAUGUCGAGUGAUGCUGCUGAGGUUCUUGUAGCCAUCCUUGAGUUUUGGCAUUGCUGGAAGAAUACUGAAAGAGAAAGCUUAGUAACUCGCCUUUUUACGUUGGAAGAAAAUGAAAGAAUGAGUUGUAGAAAAUGCAGAAAGAAACCAAAUUAUCCAGAGCAAAGUUCUUAUGGCAUUGUUAUGGCUGCAGAUUCGAUCAGAGACUUGAAGUGUGCUCUUGGGAAUAUAGAGUUUGUGGAUAUCUGUAAGGUGAUCCACAUGGAAUAUAAGAUGUUAUGUGACAUUAAAACAGGAGGCUGUAGAAUAGAAAACUUUGUACAUCACAUUAUAAGUAAAUGCCCACCUAUCUUGACAAUCGUGUUAGAAUGGGAGAAGAGUGAAACUAAAGAAAUAUCUGAAACAACAAAGGCUUUGGACUGGGAGAUAGAUAUCAGCAGGAUGUACGAAGGAUUAGAACCAAACACUAACUACCGGCUUGUAUCAUUGGUUGGUUGUGGUGAAGAAGAAGAAGAAUACAUUUGCUUAGCUUAUGUAAAGAACCGGUGGCUCAAUCUCAGACAUGGUGCUUUCAAUGGAGAGAAUGUUGGUAACUGGAAGAGUGUGGUCAAAUUCUGUGGAGAAAGAAAGGUUCGACCAGAGAUUCUGUUUUAUGAAGCGGCCGUCAGAUCGAUGGCCUAUUAA
This is a messenger RNA of Camelina sativa (false flax), 3234 nucleotides long. Lineage: Eukaryota; Viridiplantae; Streptophyta; Magnoliopsida; Brassicales; Brassicaceae. The record is from RefSeq and is a predicted model, not a curated record.